Messenger RNA from Anisakis simplex (herring worm), 246 nucleotides. The record is from the annotation of a GenBank genome assembly. Lineage: Eukaryota; Metazoa; Nematoda; Chromadorea; Rhabditida; Anisakidae.
AUGACGGUCGUGGAGGCAGCAAAAGCAGUCACAGCCUACUUUAUGCGUUCAACGCGUAAAGAAUGGCUUGACUACUUCAUGUCAACUCAUUUUUGGGGUCCACUCGCCAACUGGGGACUACCGUUGGCAGCGAUUGCUGAUAUCAAGAAGGAUCCGGAACAAAUUUCUGGUUCGAUGACUCCAGCAAUGAUAUUGUACUCAUCAGUAUGUAUGCGAUUUGCAUGGCACGUAAUACCACGAAACACC